Molecule: messenger RNA, 1113 nt
Organism: Capronia epimyces CBS 606.96
Lineage: Eukaryota; Fungi; Ascomycota; Eurotiomycetes; Chaetothyriales; Herpotrichiellaceae
Exons: 1
Coding region: 1-1113 (370 amino acids)
Molecular function (GO): FMN binding; NADPH dehydrogenase activity
Source: RefSeq, a predicted model, not a curated record
AUGGCUCUUCAAUCGCGACUUUUCCAGACCCUUAAGAUCGGCGAUGUGGAAGUGAAACAUCGGGUUGGGAUGGCACCACUCACGCGCCUCCGCGCGACCGAUGACCGAAUCCCGACGGCCUUGAUGAAGGAAUACUACGGCCAAAGGGCCGCUGUGCCCGGCACCUUGAUCAUCAGCGAGGGAACCUUCGUCUCAGAAGGCUGCGGUGGCUUCGCCAACGGCCCAGGUAUUUGGAGCGAAGCCCAAGUCGUCGCCUGGAAAGCCAUUACCGACGAAGUGCACCGCAAAGGAUGCUACAUAAUUUGUCAGCUGUUCGCCAUGGGCCGUGCUGCGAAUGCCGAAGUGGCGCGAAAGGAGGGUUUCGACGUCGUGGCACCUAGCGCGAUUCCGAUCGGAGAAGGCGCCGCGGUGCCCCGAGCCAUGACUAUCGACGAGGUCAAGCAGACGGUGCGCGACUUUGUCGAUGCAUCCAGGAACGCCAUCCGGGCGGGAUUUGACGGCGUCGAAAUCCACGCUGCCAACGGGUACCUGCUCGACCAGUUCCUUCAAGACGUCAGCAAUCAGCGCCACGACGAGUACGGCGGCAGCGUGGAGAACCGGUCGCGCCUGGUCGACGAGGUGAUCAAAUCUGUCGUCGCUGCCAUCGGUCCUACACGUGUCGGCCUACGUCUCAGCCCCUGGAGUACGUUCCAGGGCAUGAGAAUGAAGGAUCCGAUUCCGCAGUUCACGGAUGUGAUCCAAAAGGCCGCCCAGGCAGAUCUCGCCUAUCUUCAUCUCGUCGAGUCCCGCGUGGCCGGCGCCGGGGACUACGAUGGCCACGACCGACUGGAUUUUGCAUAUGAUCUCUGGAAGGGAGUUCUCCUCGUUGCGGGCGGCUAUACGCCACAGGAGGCACGGGAGCUCGUGGAUGAGAAGCAUCCGGACAGGGACAUCGUGGUCAUCUUUGGCCGGUAUUUUAUCUCGAAUCCCGAUCUCGUGUACAGGGUGAGGGAGGGUCUGGAGAUCAAUGCGUACAAUAGGGACACCUUCUAUGUCGCCCAGUCGGCCGUAGGGUAUCUGGAUUACCCAUUCAGCAAGCAGUAUCUAGCAAUCCGUCGGGAAAGAGAGGUCUGA